AUGUAUGAACAAGAACGCACAAAAGUGCAUCGGUUAGUAAGGUCAUGGGAGGGGUUCAAACUUAAACAGACAUAUGGCCAGUAUUUUGAAUUUCCAAAGCUGAAAAGUGAAUUAUCAAUUAUUUAUUCAUCUGAUCAGUUUAAUAAAACACAUAUUUAUAAACUUCUAGAAUAUUUGAGAGAAACAGAUUUAACAACUGUCCUACCACAAGUUAGUAAAUUAUGUGCAUUAGUUUUAACUAUUCCUGCAACCAGUGCUUCUGCUGAAAGAUCUUUUUCGGCUCUAAAAAGGAUAAAGACUUAUUUAAGAAAUAAUCAAAGUCAAAAUAGACUUUCAAAUUUAUCUUUAUUUUCUAUAGAAAAAUAUGUUUUAAUGACUACAAAAUGUGAACCAAAUUUGUAUAACGAUGUGAUUAACGAUUUUCUAAAACAAAAUCGAAGAAUCGAGUUGUCUUAUAAGUAG
Molecule: messenger RNA, 462 nt
Organism: Macrosiphum euphorbiae (potato aphid)
Lineage: Eukaryota; Metazoa; Arthropoda; Insecta; Hemiptera; Aphididae
Source: the annotation of a GenBank genome assembly